This is a messenger RNA of Siniperca chuatsi (mandarin fish), 2372 nucleotides long. It is a transcript of the gene phox2a, whose product is annotated as paired like homeobox 2A. The record is from RefSeq and is a predicted model, not a curated record. NCBI's taxonomy places the organism in Eukaryota, Metazoa, Chordata, Actinopteri, Centrarchiformes, Sinipercidae. Gene Ontology annotation, biological process: regulation of transcription by RNA polymerase II. The transcript has 3 exons. The coding region runs from base 553 to 1458 and encodes 301 amino acids. Gene Ontology annotation, molecular function: DNA-binding transcription factor activity, RNA polymerase II-specific; RNA polymerase II transcription regulatory region sequence-specific DNA binding.
GCGAUGCUCUGGAGCGCGUGGGCGGUGCAGUGAGCGGUGGGAGGUGGGCCGUCCGUGUCCACGCUCACUCACUGGUGGCAUUGUCAUGGAAACUAGACCACCGCCUCGCUAUUGUCUCGCGCUCUGCCAAGUUUAUUAUAAACACCGCGCGAGCCGCAGCGCGCUGUCAAACGGAGCGCGAGAGCAGAGCGAACUGCAGUCCAGGGAGGAAAGCUGAAAGGGCGGACAGAAAGAGAGAAAAAGCAGGAGAAAGUGAAGAAAGGAGAGUGAAGCUGUAGAGAGAAAAGCGAAAACAUCUGGAUUAUUUACCAAGAAAAACGCCAAACAGCCGCGUGACAGUGAGAUAUACACCACAAAGCUGACAGGAGUUCUGGAAAGACGAACCAACAGUCCUUGGAGAUACUGGAGACAGACCAACUCUGACUGGUUUGAACUAUAUUCACUCUAUCUCCUACAAUACCAGGCGGCUGAAGACACAGCCGAACCCUCUCUGAAUCAGAGUUCACUCCGUCGUUUCUUUUUGCAGACCGGUGUUUGCACCGGCUGAUCUCCAUGUAUAAAAUGGAUUACUCCUACCUGAACUCCUAUGACUCCUGCAUGGCGGCCAUGGAAGCGUCGGCCUACGCGGACUUCAGCUCUUGCAGCCAGGCCAGCUCCUUCCAGUACAACCCGAUCCGGAGCGGACCCUUCUCCAACCCGGGCUGCACUCCGCUCAGCACGGCCAGCUGCACCCUGGGAGCCCUGCGAGAGCACCAGCCCACACCUUACUCCUCAGUUCCUUACAAGUUUUUCUCGGACCCUUCCGGCCUGAACGAAAAGAGGAAGCAGCGGCGCAUCAGGACCACCUUCACCAGCUCCCAGCUGAAGGAGCUGGAGCGGGUCUUUGCCGAGACACACUAUCCGGACAUCUACACGCGAGAGGAGCUGGCGCUGAAGAUAGACCUGACCGAGGCGCGGGUGCAGGUGUGGUUUCAGAACAGGCGUGCCAAGUUUCGUAAGCAGGAGCGUGCAGCAAACGCCAAAGCCAACAGCUCUGGUGGCACCUCGGGCAGCACCAGCAGCAGCAGCUCUGGAGGGAAGAAGGGCGGCGAGCCGAGAUCUUCAUCAGACGAUGAUGAGUCCAAAGAAUCCACCUGCAGCCCCACACCUGACAGCACGGCCUCCCUGCCCGGCUCGGCCAAUGGAAACUUGGGCAGCCCUGCCAGCCUGAGCCCCAGCCCGGCUCCUGUCAACAGCGUCUACGCUAACACCUCCAGCUCUCCGGUUCUCCAGGGCCUGAAGCCGCCCAGCUGGUCCAGCCUGGGGCCAUCCAACCCAGCUGUGGCCCAGCCUGCUGCCCAGACUCAGGAGAUUCUGAAGGCCUGGCAGCCGGCGGACAGUAUGACCGGGCCCUUUGCCGGAGUCCUGUCCUCCUUCCACAGAAAACCCAACCCCACCAUCAAGACGAACCUGUUCUGAAGCACAGAGGAAGAGCAAAUCAGAAACAGACAUUAUGUGGUCUACUGGAACACUGAGGAGUUUCUAGCUUUUGUUGAGAGAGUCAGGACUUGCCCAUUAUAACGCUGAAUUCACUGGUGAAGCCUGCUGUAGUUCAGCAAGGCCCUCGGUUCUCCUCUAAAAAAAACUAUCCUGUCAAACUGAUUCAAAGCUCAGAUAAUAAAGUCAAAAGGUCUGGUCACCAUCUCUCACCCCAAAAUAUUAUGCAACUGCACAUUAUACCUGCAAAACUCUACCUGGACAUGGUCAGUUUCUUCCCUGCCAUGACUUAAACUCGUCACUUUCACCCUCAAAUCAGAGCUGUUCGUUCAUACAGUUUGCCAAGAAAUCUUCCUCAGACCAAACUAAAAGACACAGUGUUGUCACCUCUAUUUAAUGAUGUAACACUCUUCAUGUACAGGAUCUUAAACUCCACAGUGUCAGAAGGAUGUUUGUGUGUAACCAAGUCAGAACACACACACACACACACACACACACACACACACACACACACACACAAGCUCUUUUCCUUUAUCUUAGACUCACAUUCCCACACUCACUGCAUUGCAACAAACCCUGUCGUGCUCAUCAGAGCCGCUGAGCAUGGCGGUCAGGUACAAGUUUAAAGCAGAAAUCUAAACAUCACGCUCCAGUCUCUGCUGGGGAAACAAAACAAACUUUUACCCUCAAGCACAACUUCCUCUAAGCCCCCUGACACACAGACUCCCACCAGAAGGGAACAGGGUCCCCCCUAAACCUCUUUGCCGAGCAGAGCAGAGCACCCCAAAAUCCAAUUAGAGUGGUCGGGUCCAGACCAGACUCCUCCCCAGUUCAUCCCCUCCUCCUUCUUCUUUACUGUAUCAAGUCCUGACUCACCCUCUCUCAUCCUCAAUGUG